Messenger RNA from Lytechinus variegatus (green sea urchin), 2292 nucleotides. Its product is annotated as glucose-6-phosphate exchanger SLC37A4-like. Gene Ontology annotation, biological process: glucose-6-phosphate transport; phosphate ion transmembrane transport. Gene Ontology annotation, cellular component: endoplasmic reticulum membrane. Gene Ontology annotation, molecular function: glucose 6-phosphate:phosphate antiporter activity. Lineage: Eukaryota; Metazoa; Echinodermata; Echinoidea; Temnopleuroida; Toxopneustidae. The record is from RefSeq and is a predicted model, not a curated record. Bases 430 to 1743 code for a protein of 437 amino acids. The transcript is spliced from 10 exons.
CGCUACCGUACGCCUAGAUCUAAGCUAACGUUAGAUUAGACCGAAAAUUAGUCUAUUUCUGUCAAGGUAAAAAUACUUCUCCAUAAACCCCACUUUCAUUUUCUUUUUAUUCUUCGGGUUGGAACCACUUGUUGGUUGGUUGGAUUUGGAAUUGGAUUCCAACCUCUCGCCACUCGUUCAAAGAACAACUUAACGUUAGUCGUUGGUUGAUGAUCUCUGUUUUGUUGGUUGUUCAGCUGAACUCCGUUGGCUUCACUCACCAAAUACAGAGACCGAAGUUCUAGGUGAUCGGUACAGGUCAGGGGACUCAGUCAAUGGCCAUAUGUACUUAAGAUCGGAUAAAACGGGGAAGUGAAGUUACGCGACAGCCGAGAACAACUCACCAUUUUCAUCUCCUUGAAUACUUGUCUUGGAGUUUGAGGCUCAGAGAUGGGGAUGAAUGUGUACACACAAUGGCGCCUCAUCAACGUUGGGACACUCUUCAUUGGCUAUGCUCUCUAUGUCUUAAACAGAAAGAGUUUUGUCUUCCUUUUACCAGAAAUAAUAAAGGAAGAAGGCCUCAAAAAUAAUGAUCUUGGUACCAUUACCAGUAGUCUAACAUUAGCCUACGCCAUCAGUAAGUUUAUCGGAGGGAUUAUCUCCGAUCAGAUCAGCCCUCGAGUAAUGUUUCCAAUGGGUCUCUUUGCCACCGGUGUUCUCUCGCUACAGUUCUCUGUCUCGACGUCGGUAGAAAGUUUCAUCGUGAUGUCGUUCCUGAUGGGGCUUGCUCAGGGUGUGAGCUGGCCCGGAGUAGCCAAGGUCCUGAAACAGUGGUAUUUGCCAUCAGAGAUUGGUCUGUGGUGGAGCCUGAUAUCGUCUGCUGCUAAUGUCGCAGGGACUCUAGGACCCCUCGGUCUGGCUCUACUUGCAAUCAACUUCGGUUGGAGAGGCGCAAUGCAGUUUUGUGCUGGGAGUGCUAUUAUUGUUGCUGCGACGGCUGGAUUCAUAAUACGAAGCUCACCCACUGAUGUCGGACUGCCAUCUCUACAUGCCAACGUUGAACAAUCAAAGAAUAAUGAUACAACAAAAACAUCUGAAUCAGCGAGUAUUUUUGAGAAUCUCAAGUCCAUCUUAACGAGCCCAGCACUCUGGGUUAUAGCUCUACUGUUUAUGAUCAGCAACUUUCUUGUUACUGGGAUGACAGACUGGGGCCAACUCUUCCUGAUACAAGAGAAAGGUCUUAGUCAUACAACAGGAAGCUCAUUUACAAGUGCAUAUUCCCUUGGUGCUACCGUUGGCAGUAUAACAUCCGGAUAUAUUACAGAUAAACUAGUAGCAAAGUAUGGACGGAGGCGGAGGGGAACAUCACGGUAUCCAUGGUUGCUUCUAAUGGUUGCAUUGAAUCUUUUAUCACUCCACGCGCUGAGAAAUUACAUCGCUCCAGAAACUUACCAGGAGCUUAUACUACUGGUUGGUCUAUGCCUAGGUGUGGCCCAGAAGAGCUGUGUGGCAUUGUUCGGCAUCCUAGCCGUUGAGAACUCUCCCAUUCAUCUUUCUGGGACAGUGCAUGCCUUCGCUGCUCUGGCUUCAAGCGCUGGUGGUGUAUUAGCUGGGCUACCUCUGACCUACAUCUCGCAGCAUUAUUCCUGGUCACACGCCCUCUACUGCAUGGAAUUGGUCUCAUUUCUCAGCCUUAUCACCAUGCUCCUUGUACGCAGGAUGAACAUGAGAAUCGGUUACCAGUCUCCUAACAAAUCAGAGUAAAUUGGAGCCUGCAAGGUCCCUCUAUAUGGUUACAAUACCAUUGUUAUUCACAGAUUGAAAGCCCAUUUCUCAGCAUUAUCAUCAUGCUCCUUGUACGCAGGAUGAACAUGAGAAUUGGUUACCAGUCUCCUAACAAAUCAGAGUAAAUUGGAGCCUGCAAGGUCCCUUUAUAUGGUUACAAUGCCAUUGUUAUUCAUGGAGUGAAAGCCCAUUUCUCAGCAUUAUCAUCAUGCUCCUUGUACGCAGGAUGAACAUGAGAAUUGGUUACCAGUCUCCUAAAAAAGCAGGCUGAGUUCAAACUCACAGGGUUUAUACAUUAUUAAUCAUUCUUCAUAGAGUGAGCUGAUUUUUUAAAGCUUUUAUUUAAUGCUCUCAAUACGCAGGAGGAACAUGAGAAGUGGUCACCAGUCUCCUAAAAAAGCAGGCUGAGUUCAAACUCACAGGGUUUAUACAUCAUUAAUCAUUCUUCAUAGAGUGAGCUGAUUUUUUAAAGCUUUUAUUUAAUGCUGACAAUAUGCAGGAUGAACAUGAGGAUUGGUAUACCAAUCU